Molecule: messenger RNA, 1821 nt
Organism: Tupaia belangeri chinensis (Chinese tree shrew)
Lineage: Eukaryota; Metazoa; Chordata; Mammalia; Scandentia; Tupaiidae
Gene: ARMCX6
Product: armadillo repeat containing X-linked 6
Exons: 3
Coding region: 333-1235 (300 amino acids)
Cellular component (GO): mitochondrion
Source: RefSeq, a predicted model, not a curated record
CGAGGGCCGCCUGGAGCAGAAGUCCUGCUAGUCGCCUCUGUCUGGGUACCAGCCCGCUGUUACUCUGCAGGCGUGAGAAGGAAACUAGCUCGGACCUUGCAGGUUUGUAGAUCUGUCGGCCUGUAGACCGCGGCGCAAGUCACAGCGAGAGAAGGAGCAAACUGCCUUGGUUGGAACCAUUGCGGGUCGAUAUCACAAGAGAACUACAGGAGCUUGUGAGAAGCGAAGACUACAGCCCUUCACCAUUUCUCACCCUGGCCCUAAGAAUCCUCUUCAGUCAGGUGGAACAAGGCCCUCUCUUGUCUUGCCCCACAGCUGGCACAGACUUGAGCAUGGGCCGGGCUCGGGAAGUGGGUUGGAUGGCAGCAGGACUGAUGAUUGGGGCUGGUGCCUGCUACUGUGUUUACAAACUGACCAUAGGAAGAGAAGACAGUGAGAAGUUGGAGGAGGAGGAAGAGGAAUGGGAAGACGACCAACAACUGGAUGAGGAGGAGCCUGAAGUUUGGUUUGAUUUUACAACAAUGACUCGUCCUUGGAGAGAGGAUGGGGAUUGGACUGAACCUGGGGCCCCAGGUGGCACUGAGAACAGGCCCUCAGGGGGGGGAAAGGCCAAUAGAGCACACCCAACAAAGCAGCGGCCAUUCCCCUAUGAACAUAAAAAUACUUGGAGUGCUCAAAGCUUUAAAAAUAACACUAGUGUACUAGGCCUCUCCAAGUGUCCUUUCAUUCAGGGAAAACUGUCGUUUGCCGAGCCCAUGGAUGCUGAUUUUUCAUUUAGCCACAAUAUCAAUAGUCCCCUGGCCAGCCUCUCGGUGGUUGGAAACACGAUCCCUUCUCCCAAGCCCGCUGUCAGGGAGAAAGCUUUGUGUGCCCAGGAUAACGUGAAUGAGAGUCUCACGAGUCAGGGCCAGAUUGAGAUGUACAUCAAUGAGGUGUGUCGGGAGACCGUGUCACGUUGCUGCAACUCAUUUCUGCAGCAGGCCGGAUUAAAUCUGUUAAUAAGCGUGGCAGUUAUUAAUCACAUGCUUGCCAAGUCCGUUUCAGACUUGAAGUUUCCUUUGAUGCCAGAGGGGAGUGGAGGUGCUAAGGCUCAGGUCUGGAAACCUCCAAUGGGUCUGUGUCGAAAGCCAGUCCUGGCAGGGGAAGUGCUCGGUGCCCAGAUGCUCUUCUCAUUCAUGUCCCUCUUUAUCGGAAAUGGAGACAGAGAGGUUCUCCUGGAAACCCUUGCCCCUUAAAUGCCAUCUGGCACACAGAGGGACUGAGUCCACCCAACACCCGUGCAGUUUGCAGCUGUCAAAGAACCUGCAGAGGGUGCUACCGAAGACCCAGCCUCAGCCAAUCACCACAUCACGGGGGCGACAGUUCCAGUUGCUAAAUGGAGGACCACAUUCCUCUUGGCCAGGCAGGGGCGCCCCAAGAGCUUUGAGUCACGUUUUGGUUUUGCAGUCUGCGGGCAAUGUGCACUGUAAAUUGCUAUUCCCUUGCAGCCUUCUGGGUGUGCUAAAGGGACCACUUUGCCGCCCGCUGUGGAGAAAGAACAUCAAACCACAGCAUCGCGAGUGCCGUUGCUGCCCAUGGUAGUGUCCCCAUCGAAGCCGGGCCGCCGUGCAGAGACCAGACCCACGUCAGAGCUUGGGCUGAAAGCGCAUUUGUUGACCUUAGGUUGAAUGGUUUUUCCUCUACCCCUUCUUCUACAUAAGCUCAUGGGUGGUGAAGCUCUUCAUGGAAAAAGUACACUCCCCUUUUUGCUAUUGUACUGACAUAACCUCCUCCACCCAAGUCUGCAUCUGUGUAUCAUCAAUAAAGUUGUGUGCUUUGAUU